AUGGGGAACUGUCUGAAGCCGCAGCGCGCAGCGACGUGGGCGGACGGCGACGAGUGGGAGGAGGCGGCGGAGGUCUGCAGCAGCAAGGCGGCGGCCGCUGCCGUCGAGGAGAAGAGGGUGGAGGUGAAGAUCAGGGUGACGCGGCGGCAGCUGCAGGAGGUGCUGGAGAAAGGGGUGCGGCGGCAAGGCCAAGCGGCGGCAGGUGGAGGAGGUGCUGGCGGAGCUGAUGGCUUCCGGCAGGGUGUGCUACCAGCAGGAGAUGAGGCGGCACUGGAGGCCCGCCCUGUACAGCAUACCGGAGGCCGCCGUCGAGGAGUCGUGAUGGCUGACGAGUUCUGUGCCUCUCUCGAUCAGAGUUUUCUGUCUGGUUAG
Miscanthus lutarioriparius is the source of this 372-nucleotide messenger RNA. NCBI's taxonomy places the organism in Eukaryota, Viridiplantae, Streptophyta, Magnoliopsida, Poales, Poaceae. The record is from the annotation of a GenBank genome assembly.